This is a messenger RNA of Symbiodinium necroappetens, 747 nucleotides long. Lineage: Eukaryota; Dinophyceae; Suessiales; Symbiodiniaceae. The record is from the annotation of a GenBank genome assembly.
AUGGUCGAUCAAGCUGCAGAAGCCGUGAUGGCAGCUUUCAAAGAUGGGAUCUCGCGGCAGUCGGUGCGAUUGAGGUUGGACAUGGUCUGCCCACCGAAUCGUGUGACAGAAUCUGGCAUGGAGGCGCUCCUCAAUGACGCACUUCCUAUGGCGCAGGCCUUCACGAAGAGUUUGCAGGCUCCAGGAGGGGCGGCUCUGCAGGAUGUGCGCAUUUCGAGAUUCGACGGUGUUGGUACCACCUCCGGCGAUGUUGGCACACUCCUCUACCGGCUUACCGAGGAUGCCAAACAGGAUGCUGCCGUAAUUUUCUUGGGCGGCCGCAAAUUCGUUCUGCAAGAUCCUUCCGGCGAGUUUGUCAACGGAAUGAAAGAUCGUUUGGUGGUGAUGCUCAACUCCGAAGAUGCUGCAACCAGCUUCAGGAUAGAGAACAAGGGCUCCGAAGUCAGUGUGGGCGGCAAUUUCGGCAAUGAUGUGGAAGUACUGGGGAAGUUCUGUGCCGAGUUCCAGGAGGAGACGUACUACACACGGCUCCUGCUCUUAAGCGAUUGGCCAGUGCUCGUUUUUCGUGCCUACCCUCACCCUUGGGUGGUUUACCUGGAGGGCCUCGAUGGAAACGUGGUAAGGUUGAUCGAGGGGUCACGCAAGCCGCAGGCGGAAGAGAUUGUUGAGGAAAUCAGCAAGUACGAGACGGAGAUGGGGAUCACAAAUGCAGACAAGAUGGCAAAGGUCCAGAAGUCCACCGAGUGA